This is a messenger RNA of Jaculus jaculus (lesser Egyptian jerboa), 3837 nucleotides long. RefSeq names its product SID1 transmembrane family member 1 (gene Sidt1). The record is from RefSeq and is a predicted model, not a curated record. The transcript is spliced from 26 exons. Gene Ontology annotation, cellular component: membrane. Bases 1 to 2490 code for a protein of 829 amino acids. NCBI's taxonomy places the organism in Eukaryota, Metazoa, Chordata, Mammalia, Rodentia, Dipodidae.
AUGCGGGGCUGCGGGUGGCUCGCGCUGCUAGGCGCGCUGCCCUGGCUCCUGCGGGCCGCGGCUCCCCGGCGCCCUGCGCCGUCCCCAUCCCGGCCCGCUGCGCCCCGCCGCGACCCAGCCCGGGGCGCCGACUUCGACCGCGUCUACAGCGGCGUGGUGAGCCUCAGCACCGAGAACGUCUACUCCUUCAACUACACCAGCCAGCCCGGCCAGGUGACGGCCGUGCGCGUGCACGUGAACAGCUCCUCCGAGAACCUCGACUACCCAGUCCUCGUUGUGGUUCGCCAGCAGAAAGAGGUGCUAUCCUGGCAGGUUCCUCUGCUCUUCCAAGGACUAUACCAGAGGCGCUACAACUACCAGCAAGUCAGUCGCACCUUGUGUCCCUCAAAAGCCACCAACGAAACAGGACCUUUGGAGCAGCUGAUCUUCGUGGAUGUGGCAUCCAUGGCUCCGCUUGGUGCCCACUACAAACUGCUGGUCACCAAGAUCAAACAUUUCCAGCUCUGGACAAACGUGGCCUUUUACUUCACUGCCAGCCCCUCUCAACCUCAGUAUUUUCUAUACAAAUUUCCCAAAGAUGUGGACUCAGUGAUCAUUAAAGUGGUGUCUGAAAAAGCUUAUCCGUGUUCUGUCGUGUCCGUCCAAAACAUCAUGUGCCCGGUGUAUGACCUGGACCACAAUGUGGAAUUCAAUGGUGUCUAUCAGUCCAUGACCAAGAAAGCUGCCAUCACACUACAGAAGAAGGACUUCCCAGAAGAGCAGUUCUUCGUGGUGUUCGUGAUAAAGCCUGAAGACUAUGCCUGUGGAGGGUCAUUCGUCAUCCGGGAAAAUGAGAACCAGACCUGGAAUCUACAAAGAACAAAGAACCUUAAAGUGACCAUUGUCCCUUCCAUUGAAGAAUCCGUUUACGUGAAAUCCAGCCUUUUCAGUGUCUUCAUUUUCUUGUCCUUCUACCUGGGCUGCCUGCUUGUCAUGUUUGUUCAGUACGUGAGGUUUCAGAGAAAAUCCAUCGAUGGGAGCUUUGGUUCCAGUGACGGCUCUGGGAAUGCGGCCGUGUCACACCCCAUUGCUGCCACCACACCUGAGGGGAGCAAUUAUGGUGCAAUAGAUGAGUCCAGCUCCAGUCCUGCAAGGCAGGAGUCCUCCUCUAACGGUGGACAGCCAUGUCACUCAGACACAGACAGCUCUGUGGAAGAGAGUGACUUUGACACCAUGCCAGACAUUGAGAGUGACAAAAACAUUGUCCGGACUAAGAUGUUCCUGUACCUGUCAGAUCUGUCCAGGAAGGACCGGAGGAUUGUCAGCAAAAAAUACAAGAUUUAUUUCUGGAACAUCGUCACCAUCGCCGUGUUCUACGCGUUGCCUGUGGUCCAGCUCGUCAUCACCUACCAGACGGUGGUCAAUGUCACUGGGAACCAGGACAUCUGUUACUACAACUUCCUCUGCGCUCACCCCUUGGGCGUCCUGAGUGCCUUCAACAACAUCCUCAGCAACGUGGGCCACGUGCUCCUGGGCUUCCUCUUCCUGCUGAUAGUCUUGCGCCGGGACCUUCUCCAUCGAAGAUCCCUGGAAGCCAAGGACAUCUUUGCGAUGGAGUACGGGAUUCCCAAGCACGUCGGCCUCUUCUAUGCCAUGGGCAUCGCACUGAUGAUGGAAGGUGUGCUCAGUGCCUGUUACCACGUGUGCCCCAACUACUCCAAUUUCCAGUUUGACACCUCCUUCAUGUACGUGAUCGCGGGCCUUUGCAUGUUGAAGCUGUACCAGACACGCCACCCGGACAUCAAUGCCAGCGCCUACUCAGCCUAUGCCUCCUUCGCCGUGGUCACCAUGCUCACCGUCCUAGGAGUGGUGUUUGGAAAGAAUGACGUGUGGUUUUGGAUCAUCUUCUCUGUCAUCCAUAUCCUCGCCUCCCUGGCCCUCAGCACCCAGAUCUACUACAUGGGCCGCUUCAAGAUAGAUGUGUCUGACACAGAUCUGGGCCUUUUCCGGCGGGCUGCCAUGGUGGUCUACACGGAUUGCAUCCAGCAGUGCAGCCGGCCCCUGUACAUGGAUAGAAUGGUGUUGCUCAUUGUGGGAAACCUGGUUAACUGGUCCUUCGCGCUCUUUGGGUUGAUCUACCGGCCCCGGGACUUUGCGUCCUACGUGCUCGGCAUCUUCAUCUGCAACCUGCUGCUCUACCUGGCUUUCUACAUCAUCAUGAAGCUUCGCAGCGCCGAGAAGGUGCUCCUGGCGCCGCUCCUGUGCAUCGUGGCCACCGUGGUGCUGUGGGCUGCGGCCCUCUAUUUUUUCUUUCAGAACCUCAGUAGCUGGGAGGGAAGCCCAGCCGAGUCCCGGGAGAAGAACCGCGAGUGCGUCCUGCUGGACUUCUUUGAUGACCACGACAUUUGGCACUUCCUCUCGGCCACAGCCUUGUUCUUCUCCUUCUUGGUUUUGUUAACUCUGGACGAUGACCUGGAUGUGGUUCGCAGAGACCAGAUCCCUGUCUUCUAAGCCUCCAGCAUGAGCAGGGGAGAAGGACAGAGCCAUCUUGGUGCUGGUUUGUGAGAAAUGUGUUACCUACAACAAUAUACCCACUGCCAGACACGGCCGCUUGCCUCUGCAGAGUCAGCUCUGCUUUCACACAGCAAAGAGAGGAGCUGUUGGGGGGGGCGUGCUCUGAACCUCAAGAAGAAAGAAAGGCAGAGGGGAAGUCUGGAUGUGGACAGAGGCAAACCCUUGAGGAGCUGCGAGCACCCAGCCUCUGUUUGCAACUUUCAAUUAGAUCUGGACAGAAGCCAUAAUGGGGCAGUUCACACCGGGGACCCCUCCUAUCCUCACCUGAGAUGUGGCCCAGAAACCAGCCACUUGUAGUUCCCACCUAGAAUCUGCGGUCUUCACACCAAGGACACACCCGCUGUGCUGGAGAUCCAAAGCUCUAUGUCAUCUUUCCCAGUCAAGAUUCCCCAGAAUAUGGGGCGGAAGUGGCCCAAAGCCCCACUCUACCGACACAGAGGACCCAGAGUCACCGGCUUGGUCAAAAGGAGCACCCCGUGGUCCCCAGGGUCCCUGGCACACCUUUGGAAGGACUCGGGGGCUGGGCUCUGUCACCCUCCUCUGAACUGCUAACCAUCACUGGGCCCAAGGCCCGGGUGCUCACUUAUUAGUGUCUUCACCUCAACACGGGGAGAUGACCCCCUUGUCACUCUGAUAGACCUUUUUGGAAAGGCCCUGUUACUCCGUAGAGCUCAGCUCCAAGGUGGAAGGGGAAAUGGAGGGGAAAAAUAGCAACAGGAGAAACAAGAGAAGCGACUGACUGUGCUGGAAGACUCACCGUUGGAUGCGGGCUCCCGCAGGAAUGCAGCAAAGGAAGAAUGCGGCUCGGCCUCCAGCACCCAGCUCAGCUCUGGGCCCCCAAGGGGGAACAAGUGUUCUAACCAGCAGCACCGACCCGGGGGCCCCCUACAACUGAGCCCUGCAUCUGUGACUAAUGGAGAUCAGGGUCCUGGACUUUCUGCCCUAAGUUCUUAGUUUGUCAUUGGUCUUGUUCUUUAUUCCUUUAAAAAAAAAAAAACAACUAUUGACUUCCUUAGGCCAAAGAAAGGCCAUGAUUGAAUGAUGGUGUUCAUCGAACAUGGCAAAACAUUUUCAAACAGAUUCAACUAGGGUUGACUUGACAUGAAACCUUCAGGCCCUCUGGGUUUCUAAUCCAAGACAGAGCCAACAGGGAAGCCCAUCCAAGUAGCCCUGUGGCCUAGCACAAAUAAAUUUAAAGAUACAUUAUAAAAAAUAAAAUAAAAGAAGAUACAUUAUCUGUAAGGUUGUUUUGAAAAAAAUAAUAAAGUCAAUGAAAAUGGCAAA